This is a messenger RNA of Polistes canadensis, 832 nucleotides long. It is a transcript of the gene PSMG1, whose product is annotated as proteasome assembly chaperone 1. The coding region runs from base 103 to 831 and encodes 242 amino acids. Lineage: Eukaryota; Metazoa; Arthropoda; Insecta; Hymenoptera; Vespidae. Gene Ontology annotation, molecular function: proteasome binding. Gene Ontology annotation, biological process: proteasome core complex assembly. The transcript is spliced from 5 exons. Gene Ontology annotation, cellular component: endoplasmic reticulum. The record is from RefSeq and is a predicted model, not a curated record.
AGUAAACACCUGCAUGAUAAAUGGCAAGUACUCAAUGAGUUGCGAGUCAUCGUGAAGACGUUAUUUUCGAUUGAACAAGUUAUCGUAUAGUAUAUAUAAAAAAUGGCUACUUAUUUUGGAGAGGUUGUAUUCCCAUCAUCUCGAGCAUUUUGGGAUGAAUAUGAAGGAGAAGAAUCAAUUGAUGAAUUGCAAGAUGAACCGCAUAUCAAUAUAAUAUGGCUAAAGGAUAAACCAACAUCUAUGAAAAAAUUUGUACUAGUAGAAGGAGAGAUUAUAAUUGAUUUUUUAAAAGAAUUCUUGUGCCAUGAUUCUGAGAAAAUAUGUGCUAUUCAAAAUGAGUAUAAUAAGGAACUUGCUGUGAUUUAUCAAGUUAAUGAAGAAGAUUUAUAUAUUUGUAUUAUAGCACCCAGCUUCGAUACAAAAAUUGCAGGAGACUUUAUAAUAAAGAUAAGUGAUAUUUUAUCCAUUUGUAAAAGCAUAUAUUUAAUAUCUUGGAGACAUGUAUCGCAUUAUAAAAGUGCAAAUAUACCAGCUGUACCUUCUUUUCUACGAUGCUUAUAUACAAAGAGUGGAAAUAAUCUUUGUAAAUCGCACAAAGAACUUUUAGAGCAACCAAACAUUAUAUAUGGAGUUGCUGCAGGAAUUUUAUCUUAUGCUCAAAUGAUGGACUUCCAAUCUGUUCUUUAUGUUUUAUAUACAGACACCUUUGUAUUAGAUUCUAUAGCAGCAAAACCACUUAUUGAAAUAUUUGCAGAAAUAAGUAAUCAAAUUCUACACAAUAUUUCAUUUGCUGGAAAGAGUUUCUUUAAUAAAGGAAAUCUUUACAUGUAAA